Molecule: messenger RNA, 1302 nt
Organism: Megalops cyprinoides (Indo-Pacific tarpon)
Lineage: Eukaryota; Metazoa; Chordata; Actinopteri; Elopiformes; Megalopidae
Gene: upk1a
Product: uroplakin 1a
Exons: 8
Coding region: 87-842 (251 amino acids)
Cellular component (GO): membrane
Source: RefSeq, a predicted model, not a curated record
UAUCGCUGUGGGUGAAGCAGGUGUUUGUGUCUCUACAGCUAAUAUUGACUUUCGACGCCUCUCAGCCCAGCCGAUACAGGACGGUCAUGACUGACGGAGAGGGAACCACGGCGCUCAUGGUCGUUGUUAUCAUCGGAAACGUAUUCACUGCAAUGCUGGGUUUGGCGCUGUUUGCAGUGGCGAUCUGGGUGGCAGUAGAUGGGUACAACCUGUACCCCAUCGCAGGCGUGUCAGGGAAGGACGACAUAUUUGCCGGGGCCUGGAUUGCCAUCUUCACCGGCUUUGCCUUCUUCUGUGUGUCUGUGUUUGGCGUCUUCGCCGCCUUGAGGAAGAGCCGCGGCCACAUGCUGCUGUACCUCAUCUUAAUGCUGAUCAUCUACAUUUUCGAGUGUGCCUCGGCCAUCACCGCUGUGACUCACAGAGACUAUUUGGUUGGGAACAGUAACCUGGUGAAGAAGCAGAUGCUGCAGUACUAUGCAGAUGACAGUGAUGCUGGAAGGCAGAUUACAAGCACGUGGAACAGAGUGAUGGAGGAGGUCCAGUGCUGUGGCACAGAUGGCCCUAUGGACUGGAUAACCUACACCUCCACCUACAGCACCAAAUUCGGCACCACCUACCCCUGGCCCCUCAACUGCUGCAAGAGGAAGAGCAACUUUGAGGUGGAGAACCCAGAGGCCUGCAAAAUCGGCUACAUCGGCAGCAUGUUCACCAAGGGCUGCUUCCAGCACAUUGAGUCUGUGUUCAGCCGGUACACCUGGGCCAUCAGCUGGUACGGCUUCUCCAUCCUCAUGUUUGUGUUCUUCCUGCUGCUCCUGGCCAUGCUGUACUACAUGAAGCUGUGAGGCCAGCAGCAUCCCGCCCUGAGCACAGCACAUCUCUCCUCGGCUCCAGGACUCCACCACUCCACCACCUACUGCAGAUCUAUGGUGAAACCAAUCAGCAAAAUAAAUGUCAUCUCUGUCAUCUGUCAUAUGUCAACACCAGACACACAGGGAGUCUUAAAUGCAUUAAGAUAAAUGUAAAUCUGUAUAAUUAUUGUUUUUAAUUAUUUUUCUAAACAAAGUGUGUAUUGAAAAUGAUAGGGAUAUACAAUCUCUGAAACAUGUAUUUUUUCGUCUUGGUUGCUACUGAAAUGAUCAGUUUCAUGAGCUGAGUAACACUGCUCUGCAGCUCCGCUGUGAAUGUGUGCUGGAACUGUUUUCCUAUAACACGUGUUAUAUAUAGGCUUUAUAGAUAGGAUUUAUAUAUAGAAUAUGUUGAUGUGUUUGUGUGGAUGUAAACCCAAGUAAAGAUGCUCACCUG